CACCAUAUAUAUAUAUUGGUAUAUAUAUUGGUAGAAACUGUGACAGACGGAGCAGAUCAAUUGGCUUCCUCUGUGGAGAGGAUUUUGGUUUUCCCGACUGAUCCGAGGAAAUCGGCUGAUGGCAAACCUGCAAAUAGUGCCAGCGGGGAUCACGAAUGUUGUUGAGGCCCAAUACGUAGAGAUGAAGGUGCCUCUUUAUUCUUACGGGUGCGAGAAGAAAGUCAAGAAGGCCCUAGCCCAUCUCAAAGGUAUAUACUCGAUCAUUGUGGAUUACCAAGAGCAAAAGGUGACGGUGUGGGGAAUAUGCAACAAGUACGAUGUGCUGGCAAGCAUCAGAAACAAGCGCAAAGGAGCCUGUUUUUGGAAACCCGAAGACAGCACCCAACUUCUAGCACUGGAGAAAUUGCAAACGCCGCCAUCCUCGCCCCAAUCUGAUUCAUGUCCAAAUCCGAAGCCCACUUCCGCUUCCGCUCCAUCUUUGGCCCUCGUCACCAAAGGUUUAGGUCGGUCACUCAGCUGGAACACUUGGAAGAAGGUCUUCAUCAGGUCCUACUCCUUUUAAUUGGAUUUGAGCAUAAGAGAUUAUCAGAGUCAGGCCCCUAUUAUUCAUUACUACCAACUUCCACGCGUAAAUAUCAAUUGUUUCUACUUUCGUUUUACUUCAAG
Messenger RNA from Coffea eugenioides, 666 nucleotides. RefSeq names its product heavy metal-associated isoprenylated plant protein 6. Bases 119 to 562 code for a protein of 147 amino acids. Gene Ontology annotation, molecular function: metal ion binding. The record is from RefSeq and is a predicted model, not a curated record. Lineage: Eukaryota; Viridiplantae; Streptophyta; Magnoliopsida; Gentianales; Rubiaceae. The transcript is spliced from 2 exons.